CGUCCGCCAUUUUGGAAAGGCGAGAGAGAGACUAGACUUCUUAUUUGAGGAAAAAAAUCAAAUUUCUCUCACUAUGAACGCGUUACAGUCUUAUUCGAGUGAUGAUGAAUCGGGUGGGGAAGUGCCGGAAAAGAAGAGUCACAAAUGUGGUGACCCAGGCACAAACUACGAUGAAGUAGGAAUGGAUAUAAGUGAGGACUCCGAGGAUGAGCUGCAGCAGAACCCCAAAGCCAACAGUGCCAACGCCUCUACCAGACCGUCAUCGGUUAACAACUGUGCGCCUUCCCACGGACCGCCCAGUGCCUCGCCAACCUCUGGCAAAUCCUCCGCCACAGACAACAAAGACGGACAGAGGUCCAGUUUACAGGAGAGAUUACUAGGACUUGCCAGUGGAGGAAGACGUUUAUCCCAAGAUGACCGAGGUGGACAGAGAGAAAACAAAGACAGCAGCAGUAGCAGCAGCAACGCAAGCACCACUUUAGAACAGGAUGCUAACCCCCCCGCAAAAUCUAGAUCUAAGUCCCCCGUGGUCACUAAGCCGUCCAAAACCAGGUCUCCUAAACCCAGGUCCCCUGGGGGGGGUGGCCACCGCAGUAGGCACAAGACGAGAUCGAGGUCAAAAUCAAGGGAGAGGGACUCAGGGCGCUCGGGUCAGCAAAGCAGAGACCAUACGAGUCGAAGUCAUCUCAGUCAAGGGCAUUCAGGGCGGAACAGAGACAGUCGAGACGUACGCAGGAGCCGCGAUGACGACCGCAAGCGGAGAGAUGAAGAGAGACGCAGCAGAAGGUCACGAUCCAGGUCCAGGUCGAGAGAGAGGCGCAGGUCGAGGUCAAGGUCAAGGGAUCGCAGGUCACGAUCGAGGUCAAGGGAAAGGCGCAGACGCAGUCGAAGCCGCGAGAGAAAGAGGCCCAUGGACAUCAGGAAAGGUGAUGCUUGUGAUUAACUUUGUUUUUCUAUU
Molecule: messenger RNA, 958 nt
Organism: Penaeus chinensis
Lineage: Eukaryota; Metazoa; Arthropoda; Malacostraca; Decapoda; Penaeidae
Product: pre-mRNA-splicing factor CWC22 homolog
Exons: 8
Coding region: 74-943 (289 amino acids)
Source: RefSeq, a predicted model, not a curated record